ACACAGGAUGGUGUAGGAGCCAUUCAGUUUGAGCACGUCAUGAAGAGCCUGGGACAAGACGACCCUGAAAUAGCGAGACUCCAUACUCAAGUCAGGUCGUAUUUCCUUCCAGCUGUUGUCAUUCCCCCUUCAGGUCACCCUUGAGUGGGUGUCAAUACAACAGGAUUAAUCAAAAUGCAUUUGACGAUUUGCAGUUUUGUGACCGUGUCAAAGCAGGUUGAUGAAAGACCCCAAAGUGUACUUCCUUGUUCUCUCUUGCCGUUCUUUAGGGAAUGUGAUUAUCAGUUCCGCUCAAAGAUUGGAUGCGUGUGAAUGUGUAGGUGGUCAUGCAAAUCAUGU
This is a messenger RNA of Penaeus vannamei (Pacific white shrimp), 339 nucleotides long. Its product is annotated as protein C10. Lineage: Eukaryota; Metazoa; Arthropoda; Malacostraca; Decapoda; Penaeidae. The record is from RefSeq and is a predicted model, not a curated record. Gene Ontology annotation, biological process: post-embryonic development.